Molecule: messenger RNA, 2174 nt
Organism: Nicotiana tabacum (common tobacco)
Lineage: Eukaryota; Viridiplantae; Streptophyta; Magnoliopsida; Solanales; Solanaceae
Product: putative disease resistance RPP8-like protein 2
Biological process (GO): defense response to other organism
Molecular function (GO): ADP binding
Source: RefSeq, a predicted model, not a curated record
CAGUUCCAGCAUAUUGCUUACCACACGGAAGAGGCAAGUAGCUGAAUACGGUAUUCUCAAGCCGCCAUUUGUCUACACAGUGCGCCGCCUCAUGAAAAACGACGCCUGGAAGUUAUUUAUGGAAGAAUACCGGCGACACAAUCAAGAAGAUAAACUCAGCGCAGAGAAGGAGAAUAUAGGGAAGGAGAUGGUGAAACGCUGUGAAGGGGUCCCAUUGGCGAUCAUCAAACUCGGUCAAGAGUUGGCAGGUAAAGAAAGCCUGGACGAGUGGAGUAUAGUGCAUCAAAACUUGAUGUCAUUUCUAACUGACAAUGUACUACAAGUUUUAGCUCCGAGCUUUGAUGACUUACCAGAUCACCUCAAACUAUGCUUUAUUUAUUUGGGCCUUUGGCCAGAAGACUCAGUGAUAGAUGCAGAGAAGUUAUAUCACUUCUGGAUCGUCGAAGGCUUAGUAAAGCCGCAAGAUAUCAGAGUCGGAGUAACAGCGUUAAAUGUAGCAGAGCAAUAUCUAACAGAACCUGCAAGGAUGAGUAUGGUUGAGGUUGAAGAAGAGGAUGCUCCAAGUGUUAGAAGGCUCAAAUUUUGCCGCGUUACCAGAAUGAUGCGACAACUAUGUAUAUCAAAGGGUAACCAGAUAAAUUUCAGCCACAGGAUUGAUUCUUUGGUAGGUUCAAAUUCCACUUCGUCAUUUUUAAGAAACAAAACAGGACGCUUGUUCGUGUGUCUAGAAAAGCUAGAGGAUAGCGGCAUUCUGGCCAAGAAACAGCACACUUGGAACCUUCAUAGCCUACAUAUCCUUGAUGCACACAAGCGGCAAGCCAAGAGACCUGUACGGUUGUCAGGCAAGUUUGAUGUUGAGGAGUUAAGGUUGCUUAGACUUCUCGAUUUUGAUGGGGCUGAAAUUGGAUGGGACGAAAUAGCAGCUGAUGGGAGGUCAGUUAUUAGACGGAGUGAAUUACUGGAAGGGAUAUCCAAGCUAGUUCGCUUGAGGUAUCUGAGUUUCAAGAGAUGUAUUUUGACUCAGUUACCAGCGGCUAUUAGUAAUUUGCUAUGCUUACAAGUACUUGACUUGCGCGUGGAUGAUUCGAUUACUGAGGUGAUUCUGCCAAACGUGCUAUGGAAGAUGAGAAAAAUGAAACAUCUAUAUCUUCCACGGAUGUUUCGAACAUACACUGGAGACAAAUUGCGGUUAGAUGGCUUGACAGAGCUUGAGACACUAGAGAACUUCAUCACAAGGGUGUGCAACGUUACUGAUCUGCAGACAUUGACCGAACUUCAUAACCUAGCUGUGAAGAUUGACGGUGAUCUCACUGACCUACAGUUCAUCAACGAGCAUCUGAAACAACCUUCCAACAAACAGAUCCAGUUGUCUAUUGAUGUCAGAAACUUUGACUGCUUUGUAGAUAACAGGCAUUCUGUUAUCAGGGAACUAUUACAGUAUCGAGCUAUCCGAAUUUUUUGCAUUGAGGGGCAUAUCCGCGAGCUGCCACCAAAAAACAAAAUCUCCCCAAGUUUGACUAAGUUAGUCCUGAUUGGCUCUGAACUUGAGAAAGAUCCUAUGGAAAGUUUAUCUAAGCUUCCCAAUUUACGGGUUCUAGUCCUCGAUGAUAAUGCUUUUGAAGGGACGGACAUGGUCAGUCCUCCUUCUGGUUUUACUGAACUCAAACGUUUAGAAAUCUUGAAUUUGAUAUUUUUGGAGAGUUGGACUAUACAAAACAAUUCUGUGCCCAAGCUUUCUAGCAUAAAAAUUGAAAAUUGCCCGAAAUUGAGGAUCCCAGAUGGCUUCAAGUUCCUCGCUGCUCUCAAAAAAUUGGAGAUUGCAAAGAUGCCUAAAUCAUUUGCAAAUAUGCUCUGCGGGAUAGAUGGAAGACGAGACGAAGACACAGACAUAGUAGAGUAUGUGAAGAUCACUUUUCCGAUAACUGAUGAGAUAACCAGGUCACAAGAUGAAGCCUCCUCAUCAGAUGUGCAUACAGCUUAACAUUCCAUGCUGCUAUCAAUAAAAAAUGGUGAAAGACCCUCUCAUUGUUGAGUUGAAGUUCAUUCCUGCUUUUUUUCCUUUUUUUAAAUGUUGCACUCGAGAAGAAGUUUUGUGAUUAUUUGUUAUUUUUUGAAGACAUUGCCAUGUUUGUGUGUGUUUAAUUUAUGAAGGGACUGAAUUGGAUUAUGGUUCA